AUGGUUCGCACACCUCGGGUCCGCGCAACUGGCAGCAGGAUCGUAACCGUGGUUAACAACGGACCACCCAGGCGGCCUCGAGUCCGGAGGACACCGACCCAGCGCGAAGUUGAGGAGGAAGCUCGUUUCAACCGGAACGUCCGCGAUGGUCAGCGGCUGGGAGUCAUUCCAGAAGCUCCGACCCCUCAGGCUACACCAACCGAAGGGGCACGCAAUAGUACAUCCAACACGGUGGAUCCAGCUAACCACCCAAUACCUGACAACACCUACCAGGACCCGCAUUGGGAGAACGAGGACCCGAAUUGGGAAGACGAGGACCCUCUCUUAGCUCAUGCAAGCUAUCAUCGAAUGCGACAUUACGCUGAUCGUCGAGAGAUCAUAAACGCGCAAUGGACUCGACUGGAGACCCAAGUCACAUCUGCUUACUUGCAGUGUCAACGCAAAACCUCCAACUGGACGUGUCCUCCCCUAUCUUUUGAAUUACCGCCUGGGCUAUGUACCUGUCCUCCAAACGACAUCCAAGACCGACGGGUUGAUCUACUUGAUAUCCUUUUUCAACGUCCAAGCAUCUCCAUUUCCUUCUGCAAAUGCAUGCCUGAUGCAGUGAGAUUGAUACACUAUGGAUAUUUUGCCUCCUCUGCCGAUCGACCACGAACAGCUUUCUCCAUCCGACUAAUCCAAUUCCACCAUUUCUUGUGGCAAUCAUCUGUUGUAUCCUCUUCAGCUUUUGUGAAAGCUCUUGCUGCUUUUUUAGAACCUCGGAGCAAUCAAGCAAUGUUCACGCGUGGCAACAAACACCGAAAGCGAAACCUUCGCAUUCCUUUCACCUUCAGUGUUGACCUCUACUCCCGCAUCCUUGUACGCACAAAGAAGCUUCUCAAUGAUGGAUUACAGCUCUCCAAAGUUGAUAUGUGGGCCAACAAGUGCCCCCGAUGUUUUGGACCCAGCUUACAUGAGAACAAAUCUAAUCCACAUGAACCGGACGUGAUCAUUGCUAUGGAUGGCAAUUUUCAACAACGGCACUAUGCUCAUGCCAGUAAAGACAAUCCUAGCGAGGAUCAGUAUCCUCUAGAUUUUCUUCCACCAUCCUGGCUUAAUACUGAUGCUGCAGCAGUGGAAUCUACUGAGACUGCCGCUGUAGGAAUUGAUCCCCCAUGUUCCGACUCACAUAAAGCCGCCAAUGACACUCGAAGUGGAACAAGCUGGGAGAAGUGUGAUGAUAAUGGUUUAUUUGCAAGUGCAUGUCGACACGAUGCUCCUUUGCUCUUUGCCAACAUAUUCCAAACAGGUGAAAAGCUAUAUUAUCCUGUUUCAAUCAUCCGCAAUAUCAUUGUUGACUUCCCCGGACACAAAUUUGGUAUUCUUUACGACCUUGGGUGUCAUCUGGAGGCACAUGUCAGGAAGAGGGGCUUAUUAAAUGACCGGAUUGACGACCUGCUCUUUGGAACAUCGGUAUUCCAUGCAUUUGUACAUGAAUGGUCGUGUCAAGUGAAGUACAACCCUUGUUUGAACUCCUGGUGGGGAUUAUCAGAUGGCGAAGGGCUUGAGCGGCUCUGGUCUUUUUUGUCUCCUCUUGUAUCACCACUCCGUGUCUCAACUCGACUACAUCGGCUCAAUCGACUACAGGCCCGGGCUGAUUACUAUACUGAACAUCUCUUGGAACUUUCAGCCAAAUGGCUUUUUGAAAAAUUAGUUUAUGCUACAGAUGCAGUGAGGGCCUCCACGAUUGCGCUAAGUAAACUUCACACUAAACCCAAUACGUUUUUACCGGGCCAUAACUACUCCAACCAAUUCUUUGAGGAGCAAUGGCAGCUGGAGCAGCAAUAUCAUCGACGGACCAAUCUCAGUGUGAAGAAACAAAAGGUUGAACUUGGACGGCUUUUAUGCCUUGAAGAAGCCCUUGACACUGCAUGGAGGAACAUCACACUUACACCCGAACAAGCACUUGCUCGAGCCAGAACAUGUGCUACUCUCACACAGAAGAUUGCCAACCAGCGGGCAUUGAUUGGGGAAGAAGUUAUUACUGCUGUGAGUGGUAUUGAACAGAGUGGCAUUGAGACUGCAGAGGAACGAGACCUGUUAAUGAUGAUUUGGUACAACAAAUCUGAGCUCCGAAAGAAAUUCUUAGCUUUACUUGAGGAGAAGCAGCCAUUGGUACGAGUUCGUCGUGCAGGAGAAACAAGUUCUCUUGGGACCCGCGGCCAGCAAAAGCUCAUGGCCCUACUUCAGAAACACUCCGCCCAGCUACAGACCUUAUUGGAAUCUUACACAAAACAGGUUGAUAGAUAUGUUGCCACCUAUCCCUUAAGGCCAGCUCCACCCUAUAUAGGGUAUGAUGAUCUCUUGGAGUUACCAUCCGACCACCCAUUCUGGAAUGACGGCCUGUUUUCCGAGGCAAACGAUGCAUGGGCAAUUGACCAGACCACCCAGCAUGGCAUCCGCCACCUGGCCUGCUUGAAUCGAGGUAAUGAAGAGGUUCGACGGCUUGGAUGGGAAACCAGGAGGGCAAUGCGAUGGGCCAUUCAACACCACAAGCAACUCAAGAGCCACAUUAAACUUAUUUCCGGAAUUUCAGAAGACCAGCAAGAAUCGGUUGAAGACCUCCCUGAACCCCUCCGCCCCCUUGUAGGACAUGUAUACCUCCUGGAAAGUGAUAGCGUAUCCAUUCGGCUUCAACAAAUUCGAUUAAUCCUUCACUCAGCAUACAUCAAAAUCAUCAACUUGCAGCUUGCGUGGGACCCCCUGAUCCUUGAGAUCUUGCAGAAUACCUCUCCUCAGAAUGACGAUGGUGAGAUUGGGAGCACUUGGAAUCUCCAGAUAAGUCACAUCCAUUGGCUUCACCGCAUGGGCUUUUUCUCUGGUAUCCCUGGGGAUAUGUGUGAUGAAGUUCUAGCAGGAGAAGAAAUACUUGUCCCAGAUAUUCUGCAUCCUGACCCCUCAGACAAUGCCAGUGAUGAUGAAGAAGAGGAUGGCCAACAGGACUACCUUGAGCAAAUGGAGAAUGUCUUGUCUAACACCAUGUUCAGUGAUUUGAUUCCGGAUGGGGAUGGAUGA
Puccinia graminis f. sp. tritici CRL 75-36-700-3 is the source of this 3054-nucleotide messenger RNA. RefSeq lists its product as uncharacterized. The record is from RefSeq and is a predicted model, not a curated record. The transcript is spliced from 9 exons. Bases 1 to 3054 code for a protein of 1017 amino acids. NCBI's taxonomy places the organism in Eukaryota, Fungi, Basidiomycota, Pucciniomycetes, Pucciniales, Pucciniaceae.